CAGCAGCGCACCAGUGUUCCUUGUACCUCUGGCUAGGUGACUGCUACGCCGCCGCCCCCGCGCACCACACACCACGAGAUAAACACCACACACCACUCCCACGCCCUCGCAAACCCUCACGCACCCUUCACACCACGCUAGCAUCUCACUGGAACCCUCGGAGCUCACCAGCAUAAGCGUGUCCCUCAUGGCGAAGGAUUUGAGUGACGAGUGAGUAAGCUGGAGUGAGGAAGGCAGUGGUGGUGGUGGUCGGGAUGGAGUGGCAUGUGGGAUGACUGGAGUGACGGAGUGGAGUUAGCAUACCUCACUCCUCUUCUGACUUAUUCUUUUCCUCUCUUUAAUUGGAAGUGAGAGAGAGAGAGAGAGAGAGGAGAUAAAAGAACUGACUCUGCAUUUAAAUCUCCCUCUUGUGAAGUGUUUAUUUUUGUUUGUUUGUUUGUUUGUUAUUCUUACGUGUGUUAAAAGUCACGUGUUUUUUUACUGUGAGUUUGUCAGAGUCCGUGCGAUUGCGUGAGUGAGUAACGCAACGCACUCAUCGGUAGUGUGUGCGUGUGCGUGCGUGUGUGUGUGUGUGUGUGUGUGUGUGCACUGUAUUUAUAUGGUGACGUGGAGAAGAAAAAAGAGAUAGAGAGAGAGGGAGGGAGAAAUAAAGAGCAGCAGAAGGGAGCUUUGUCUGUCUGUCUGUCUGUCUGUCUGUCUGUCGAGGAGAAAUAGAAGACUGAACACGUAAGAGAAGAUAAUAAGGAAAAUAAUUAAAAGAAUAAAAAAGACAAGAAAAAACUACAAAAAUCAAAGAAAAAAAGAAAACACGUAAAAAAAACGAAUGAUGAAACACGAAGACACACACUAACCCACUCACAGCCUCGUCAGCGCCUGCGUGUGUGCGUGCGUGCGUGUGCGUGUGUACUGUACCUUUGUGCCGCUGACGCAGAAACAGGAAGUGGCGCAGCUGUUGGAGGUGCUGACAGCGGCGUGGAGGCGUGGGCUGUCAGGCUGUCUGUCUAUCUGACUGUCUGGCUGUCACUCACUUGAAAAAGAACCACUGAAAAGUCCAGAGUUUAAAAAUUUCUAAGAACGUGACCGCUCCAGACGCGCCCCGCAGACAGGUAGCCGCGGGCGUGCAGGGGCGGGCGUGGGGGGGAAUAUAAUGCCUGCUGGGGGCGCGGGCGGGCGUCGUAAUGCCAGUGAGCAGCUUCAGCAGGCGUGUCGGCGGUGGUGGAGGCGAAGGCGGCGAGUUUACUGUAGCAACUAAGGGGGAAGACUCACCAAUGGACACCACAAGUCUUACCUCCCCCGCCACCACCUCGGCCUCCAAGUACGAGCUCGAGGACUACGUGUACGAGAUGGAGUGUCGCGCCGAGGAGAUUGCUGCGGCCGCGGAGGAGGAGGAGGCCGACGUGUACUCCAGGCUGGCGCAGAAGGAGCGAGACCUGAUCCUAGCGGCGGAACUGGGGAAGGCGCUGCUGGAGAGAAAUGAGAUCCUGGUGCAGCAGAAUGAGCGCCUGGCCGAGGAAUACAGCCACAAGUUAGAGGUGCUGGAGCAGGAGAAACACGGACUCAGGAGGAAAUUGGCGUCUGCAGAGAGUGAAUUUGAUGUGAAGGUGCAAGAAAUCAACAUUGACCUCCAACAUGCCAAGAGUGAGCUACAGGACCAGAGGGACUCUCUUCGCCAGACGGAUCGAGAGAAAAGCAUCCUUAUUGACCAACUCACGGAACAGAACCAGCGACUCACCACGCAACUCAAGGAUUCCUCCAAACACGAGCAGCAGCUGGAGCAACAACUACAGCUGCUACGGGACCAGUUCAACCUGCGCAAAUCUAAUAUGAGUGAGCAAGUGUCCACGCUGGAGAUUCUAAGCGAGGAGAUCACGCUGCUGUCAGAGAAGAAGAUGGAGCUGGAGCGGCGAAUCGACAGCUUGCUAAAUGAACGAGAGGGUCUGAGCUCCCACCUGGAUGAGUCUUCGGACAGAAUCAUGAUGCUGGAGAAACAGUCGCGGGAGCAGGAGGCCAUGCUGCGUAACAGUCAGAAGGACCUGGAUGACCUGCGCCACACUAACCUGUCCCUCACUGACCGUCUGGAGGCAAUCAGUCGCAACUCCUCCUCGCCAUCCAUGGGCCACACCUCACUCAUGAACGAGAUCGACAUGAGUGACCAGGAGGCAUCCCGGCCACACUCCCACCCCAGCCUGCCUGAAGACCUGCUGGAACUGGACGAGAUAGAGUGUGAUGAUCCUGUCCUUCUGCCCUCCUCUGACGGCGAGACACUCAAGACGGGCCGCAUCUCACUGCGCCAGGAGGUGGUGGACGCGGUGGGGCAACUGCGGGUGAUGACUGAGCAACUGAGACACAGGCGGCGCAACUCACUCACCUCACUCUCCACAAACUCCUCCGACGAACUCACUCCCGAUAAACUCAAGGGCGGGGUGCUGUCGUCGGCGGUGAAGGAGGUGCAGGGACUUGUCCGGGACCUGCUGCGUCGGGAGGCAGGGCAAUGUGGCUCCUGUGGUCGGGGCGAGGACAGACUCCAGCUGGAGCAGGAAGUUCACCGAGCACUGGAGGCCGUGGACAAGCUGAACAUUGAGCUGAACGACACUAAGGACAAACUGAAGGGGAAGACUGACGAGGCGGCAGAGCUUGGCAACCAGGUAACACUGAUGGAGACGCAGCUGAAGGCCGUGGAGGAGCAGAGGGACACCUUCAAGCAGGACCUGGAGAGCACACACUUAGCUAAGGACGAGCUCAUGAAGAAGGCGUGGGACAUGAGGGACAACGCCGUGGCCCGCAAGAACGCCUGCGAGAUUGAGCUGGCCAGGACGAGAAUUGAUGUGAUGCAGGUCAACUCUCAGCUGAUGGAGGCAAUUCAGCAGAAGGUGGAACUGUCGCAGCAGCUGGAGCAGUGGCAGGUGGACAUGCAACAGCUCCUCGACGAACAGAUGAGGAGGAAACUGAGUAAGCUAGAGAUGGGCAGCUCCUCCAGGCGCCACCAUAACCCCAGCGAUUCAGACUCCUCCUCCAGCGGGAAAGUGUCACCCAGAAAGAACUCCAGGUUAUUCUCUAUUCUUACCACUCUCAAGCGGUAACCUUCUGCCAGCUGUUCCUUAACCCCCACAAUGUCCUGUUUCUUCAUCUCAGCACUGUCCCGUCCCUGUCAUAUGAUCCUUAACUCCUACACUGUCCCAUUACUUAAUUUCUACACUGUCUCGUCCCUGCCAGCUGUUCCUCAACCCCCUACACUGUCCCGUUCCUUCACUCUGAGCUCUUCAUCUUUGUAUCCUUGUUUAGUGGUAUGACUUUUCCUUUUCCUUUCCCCUCCACUGUUCCAUUCCUUCACCUCAACACUGUCCCGUCCCUGCCACAUGGUCUUUAAUCCAUACAUUUUUCCACACCCAUCACUGUCACGCUCCUUCACUCUUAGCUCUUGAUCUUUGUGUCCUGUUCCUUCAUCUCAUCACUGCCCUAUUCCUUCACUCUUGUCUAGCUCUUCAUUUUUGUAUCUCUGUUUGCUGGUGUGAUUUUUCCUUCUCCUUCCCUCCACUGUCUCGUUCCUUCACUUCUGAGCUCUUCAUCUUUCUCACUUCUACAAAUCUCACUCCUGUCUUAUUUUUACUUACUUUACUACUUAAACUUCUAUUAAAUUCACUUCUGUCUCACUUUAUUACUUACUUUACGACUUAAACUUCCAUAAACUUCACUCCUAUGUCUUUCUUUUACUCAUUUUACUACUUAACACUUCACAACAACCCCUCUCACAACUCCUCCUCUCCCAGUACCUUUACAAUCAGUCACAAUCACUCUCGUACUCUCACUCCAACAGUUCACCCUUCCUCCCUCCCUCCCUGUCUGUCUGUCUGUCCCACUGGCCCCCCUGGUGAGAGAAUCCGCAACAAGGCUUUAUCAGAACCAGGCUUUAAUAAAUGAGUCUGUCCUGGAGGAUUAGUCUCUGUCAUGUUGUUAUUAUUAUUAUUAUUAUUAUUAUUAUUAUUAUUAUUAUUAUUAUUAUUAUUAUUGGUGUUAUUUUUCGUCAUCCUCGCCACCCUCAGAACCCAAAGCCUUAGUUUAUAGUUUACUGAUUAAGAGAGAGAUUUAAACCCCUUUUUUAUACAUAUAUAUAUAUAGUAAUACGUUGUGUGUCUAAGUAUAUACAUAUUUUCUUUCUAUGUCUGCCUUACGAAUGAGAAUUUCUACCUAGUUUUAAGGUCUUUGCAUAAGGUAUACAUUAUUCUGGUAGUGAAGGAGAUAGUGGUGGUGUGUGUGUGUGUGUGUGUGUGUGUGUGUGUGUGUGUGUGUGUGUGUGUGUGUGUGUGUGUGUGUGUGUGUUUAACUAUACUUAGCUGUGAUAUACUUGCUACUAUCUGUCUGUCCGUCUGUCUGUCUGUCUGUCUGUCUGUCCAGCCUCAUCAGUUAUACCUCUCUGGAUACAAUGAUGUUUUCCUCACGUUUAUAAGAUUUCAACACAUUUAUCCCUUUCUUUUGCCUAACUCUUUCGAACCUGCAAGGGGACUGGCUAUUAAGUGGGCCUUUUAUUUUUUUAUUUUUUCUCCUUGGCCAGCUUUCCCCUCUUACAUAAAAAGAAAGAAAGAAAAUACCUCGGCAUGACGUCCCUAGCUUGGUGUGGUGGGAGUAUUGACAUGCAAGCACCAGUCGUUUGCAGUUAGCCUAGCCACAC
This is a messenger RNA of Portunus trituberculatus (swimming crab), 4666 nucleotides long. RefSeq names its product bicaudal D-related protein homolog. The record is from RefSeq and is a predicted model, not a curated record. Lineage: Eukaryota; Metazoa; Arthropoda; Malacostraca; Decapoda; Portunidae.